AUGCUAGGCCCUCGCUGUGCAGAAAAUCUGGAAAAUAGACAGUCCGACUCCGACUCCGAGUUCACUGAAGAUAAUGCAGCUACUGACAUCGAGUCUCGACUUGAUCUGAUCAACAAGUUGCACGUGGCUCGGGCCGGAGCGCGAUACUCUCCUUCAGAGUCCUCCUCCCAACUUUUCCGUUGCUCUAAGCUCUUUUAUCACGAUAUCACAGUUUCAGGUUUGCUGCCUUCCUACCCUUUCGUUCCACCCCCACGUUUGCGAAUCUCCGAUUUAGUGUGUGGUAUUCUAGGGCUGCUGCUCCAUGAUGCAUCGGUAGAUGCAGCUCCAGAGAUUUCUGAAGGUCUCGCCAUGUUGCAGCAUAGAGGACAGGAUGCGUGUGGCAUCGUGACUUGUGGAACCAAGGGUCGAUUUUUUCAAUGCAAAGCCAACGGUAUGGUACGGGAUGUCUUUGAUGAGAAGGCCAUCGCAAAAUUGAUCGGAGGUAUGGGUGUUGGCCAUGUUCGUUAUCCAACUGCUGGCAGCUCGAACCACGCCGAAGCACAACCGUUCUACGUUAAUUCACCAUAUGGUAUCGUAUUUGCACAUAAUGGGAACCUUAUAGAUACUCCUUCACUCUUGCAAUUUAUGGACGCCACUGCACAUAGACAUAUAAACACAUCGUCCGAUUCCGAACUUCUACUCAACCUUUUCGCCAACAAUCUCCAGCAGACAGGCAAAUUUCGUAUCAACGAAGACGACAUUUUCGCUGCUAUAGGAGGCCUUAUGAAGCAAUGCACAGGAGCAUAUGCGUGUGUUGCCAUGCUUGCUGGCUUUGGGAUCAUUGCAUUCAGAGAUCCAAAUGGCAUAAGACCAGUCGGGAUGGCUUCCAGAAGGGUCAACUCUGGAAGAGACUACCUCUUUGCAAGCGAAAGCAUUGUCGCUGAUGCUCUAGGCUUUAGCGAAUGGGAAGAUGUAAAGCCCGGCGAAGCAGUGAUAAUCACUCGGUCAGGGGUUUCAAGAAAAAGAGUUGCAGAGCAUGCGGUCUUUGCACCAGAUAUUUUUGAAUACGUCUACUUCGCCCGCCCUGAUUCCGUGCUCGACGGCAUCAGCGUUUACCGCAGCCGCAUGGCCAUGGGCGAUGCGCUUGCUGUUGAAGUCGAUAAAGUUUUAAAGGAGUGUGGCAUCACAGUGGAUGUUGUCAUCCCCGUCCCUGAUACAUCUCGCGUCGCAGCUUUGAAUCUUGCUCAAAAGCUCAACUUGCCUUAUCGAGAGGGCUUCAUCAAGAACCGCUAUGUUGGCAGGACAUUCAUUAUGCCAGGUCAACAAAUGAGACGGAGGAAUGUCAGGAGGAAACUGAACGCCAUGGCCUUGGAGUUUUCUGGGAAGAACGUACUCCUUGUUGAUGAUUCCAUCGUUCGCGGUACCACGUCAGAAGAGAUCAUCCAGAUGGCAAAGGAUGUCGGCGCAAAAAAAGUCAUUGUCGCAAGCUGCGCGCCACCCAUACGGCACUCGAAUGUCUAUGGCAUCGAUAUGCCUUCAAGGACAGAACUCGUCGCAUAUGGGCGCAGCACCGAAGAGAUAGCCGAAGCCAUCGGUGCUGACCUUGUCGUGUUCCAGACUCUUCCCGACCUCAUCGCAUCCGUGCGACAAUUCAACCCGUCCAUUUCAACGUUUGAUUGCUCCGUAUUCACAGGAGAGUACGUUACCGGUGGUGUCACUGCGGAGUAUUUGAACCAAUUGGAGUCACUCCGUGCGGAUAACGUCAAGAACAAGGUCACCGUGAACUCGCGGGAAAACAAAAGUGAGGGCAGUAGGGUCAAUGGAUUCCACAGGAGGGAGAAUGUAGUAGCGUCUGGCGGUCCAGUCAAUGGCGCGGACGACACAGUUGGAUUGCACAACACCUGGAAUGUCAGUUGA
Molecule: messenger RNA, 1896 nt
Organism: Suillus paluster
Lineage: Eukaryota; Fungi; Basidiomycota; Agaricomycetes; Boletales; Suillaceae
Product: phosphoribosyltransferase-like protein
Exons: 10
Coding region: 1-1896 (631 amino acids)
Biological process (GO): purine nucleotide biosynthetic process; purine nucleobase biosynthetic process
Cellular component (GO): cytoplasm
Molecular function (GO): amidophosphoribosyltransferase activity
Source: RefSeq, a predicted model, not a curated record